AAACCUGCUCGCCAAAAUAUCCCAGCGCUACUAGCACUUCUGUCUUCUGCCACCAAUAUGUCAAGGAUCUCCACGCAGCACUACCGUCAGUCCGCACACAAGCUUGGACGCCAAAAACAACACCGAGGCCGUAGAAAGAAACGAUAGCCGAGAGCAGAGAGAGGCAAACGAGAAGAAGGGCUGCCAGCUAAGCAGAGCACGUAAAAACCACGACGGCCAAGACGGCAACAACCGCGGCGAUUACGACGGAACGACAUAGGGGGAAACGACCAGUUCCGCUUCGUCGCGCACAUCGGGGGAAGGGUGGAAAGAAAAAAAAAAGGAAAAAAAAGGAAAGAUCGUCGCUGCUGUCGUGGGCGAUUUUUACUCAGUCAGUCGUUGAUCAGUUUUUUUUUUUUUUCCAGUUAAGAGUCUUCGCCGUCAUGCACAACGACGAGACCAUCAUCAGCAUGUAUGCCCCGUUCUGGGCGUGCUCGGGAGCACACCGCCCCGUCGAGGGCACGGUGGACAGCAGCGACCGCAAGAUAAACGCCGGCGGCAACAACGGCAACAGCGAGGUCGGGGCGGGUGGCGGCUCCGCCGCCACAGCACCGGCUGCCGGGACGCUCGGCAAGAACAAGAGCAGCAGUAUCAUCAUCAACAACAACGAAAGCGGCGAGAACCAACGCAAGCAGCUCGACAGCAUGGACGUCGGCCUCAACGUCAGCGGCGAGGGAGACAUCGCAGACAACGUGGACGGCUUCCUCGACGAGUUCAUUGCGCUAGCCGGAGACGAUGACUACGGCGACAGCAUGAUGUUGGAAGAGGGCUGUGAGGGGGGAGGGGGCGCCGCCAUCUCGGAGGAAGACCUGGCCUACCUGGCCGACAUGGACCUGGCCGACUUCCUGCCGGCGGGGGCGGCAGAGGGCGCUCCUGAGGCGGGGACCAGCGCCGGCGGCGGUGCGCCGCUGUCCCCUUCGUCCGCCCACGAAAUCGAGACCCUGCCGGAUCAUGUGGCGGGGGGCGGAGAGGCAUCAGCGGGGGGGUGAUGGGUUCGCCGGUAGCGGGCGGCGGUGCGGAGGUCUCGGGCGUUGGUGAUGUCUCGCCGAUCCGGUCGGUGCCGGCGGCGGCGGUGGCGGCAGUCGAGGUAGUCGCGGCACCGGGGGUCAAUGCAGACGGAGGAGGGGCGGCACGGAGGAAAGGGAAGGCUAACCAUCAGGACGCUCCUGCCGCUGCUGCUGUCACCGACUGGGAUGGCGGCGACGACGACGCUGACGCCACCGUCAGCGUGAAGGAGCAGGUUCGGCGGCAGAAAGUCGCUCGCUACCUUGCCAAGAAGCAGAGGCGCCGCUGGUCCAAGGCCUCCUCUUACCAGAGCCGCCAGCGCGUGGCCAACUCGAGGCCGCGGCACAAGGGCCGCUUUCUGCCCCUCGAGUCCGAGUUCGUGCCCAUCGCGGAGCUGCAGCGGAGGCAACGGGUGCUCAUGGUACAGAUGCGAGAGAAGGCGGCGGCGGCGACGGCGGCAGCUACAGCGGGGUCGGCAUCUGCAGCAGCAGGGAGUGCUGCCGCUGGGGCUCCGUGUGGGGAUGGAGUCCCCUCGUCCCCGGAGUUUGGCCACCAAUAUACAGUGUAAUAUAGGACUACACUUGUUCGGUAUGGAAGCGGGUUCCAGCGCUUUUUUUGUUUUUUGUCAGCGCGUUCGAUGAACACAGAUCUAGUUAUGAUGUAGGCGAGGAGAAGAGGGCGCGAAAGCAUGUAGAGAGCAAUCGCUAGCAAUGUGGCUCGGUUCACAGUUGUGACAGAUCGCAGUGUAGGGAGACGACGCAUGUCAAAAUUGAUGAACCCAAGCAAGAGUGCAGUGUUUUGGAAUCGUUUUGAUCGGGCGCACGGGCACGGAGAGUUGCAUGGUGUCUGUUGGGGUGCUGGACAUGUACCAUUUACGCGAAGGCUGUGUGGGAGCACGAGUAGAACUCUUUGCGGAUUGGGUGCGUAUCGCAGCGUCGCAACAAUUCUUUGUUUUUUUCGUUGUUGCGGUUUCUGUGUCCGAUAUGGUGUAUUAUAUCGUGCAUGUUUUUUAGGCCAAGAGAUACCGCCGGCGAAGGAUUGAAGGCGAUUCAGUAGUCAUCGUUGAACUUGAAACCCGCAGCAACCCUUUGUUGGGUAUUUUAGCGCAUGUACCAGAAAACGGCUUUGGAGGUAGGAUGUGUACUACAA
Molecule: messenger RNA, 2193 nt
Organism: Ectocarpus siliculosus
Lineage: Eukaryota; Phaeophyceae; Ectocarpales; Ectocarpaceae
Source: the annotation of a GenBank genome assembly